AAAUUUUCAUAUCUGCAGUGUUCACUUUGAUUUGAAGACAAGUGCAGCAUGCAGAUCUCAGAAUUUUGCCUCCUGGUUUGCCUGACUGCUGUGAUGUCUUCAGCCCAGUAUGGAGAGCAGCGAGCCAAACUUCAAGUAAAGUCAAAUGGACCGAUAUAUGAAGGAGACGAGGUCAGUCUGCACUGUCAGCUCAAUGGAAAUCGUAUUGGGUGGACAUAUGAGAUCUACAAAUGGGAAUCAACAUACCAAUACCAUUAUAAAGUACACACAGAGAGCACCUUCACCUUCAGCCCUGUGACUCAAUCACAACGUGGGUAUUACAGGUGUCGAGCUGGAAAAGGAGGAGUUUACUCAACAUACAGUGGAUAUGUGUGGUUAGAAGUAUCAGUGCGGGGAGCCAAACUUCAUCUGAAGUCAAAUGGACCGAUAUAUGAAGGAGACGAGGUCAGCCUGCACUGUCAGCUCGAUGGAAAUCCUGUUGGGUGGACAUAUGAGAUCUACAAAGGGGAAUCAACACACUCAUACCAUUAUAAAGGACAAACAGAGAGCACCUUCACCUUCAGCCCUGUGACUCAUUCACAACGUGGGUCGUACAGGUGUCGAGCUGAAAAAGGAGGAGUUUACUCAACAUACAGUGAAUAUGUGUGGUUAGAAGUAUCAGUUCUCCCAAAUCUCCCUAAUAAGCCCAUCCUGAUAGUCCUGCCCAGUGCCUCAGUGUGGGAAGGGGACACUGUGACUCUGAGGUGUCUGUCUAAGAGCGAAGUGACAGGGACACAACUGACAUACAGAUUCAACAGAGAUGAGACACCUUUGAGUCAAGAAACUACACAGAAUAAGUUCACAGUCCAGUCAGCUCAACUGAAUGAAACUGGAAAAUAUUGGUGUGAGGUGAAGGAACAAAGGAAGGAGUCUGAGAAGAAACAAAGUGACAGAGUGCAGUUGACUGUUAAAGAGCGCUUUAGUAAACCCACUCUGAGUGUCCUGCCCAGUGCCACAGUGUGGGAAGGGGACACUGUGACCCUGAGGUGUCUGUCUAAGAGUGAAGUGACAGGGAUACAAAUGACAUAUGAAUUCUAUGAAGAUGAGACACCUUUGAGUGAAGAAACUCAACAGAAUGAGUUCACAGUCGAGUCAGCUCACCAGAACCAAACUGGAAAAUAUUGGUGUGACGUGAAGGAAAAAUGGAAGGAGACUGUGAAGAAACAAAGUGACAGAGUGCAGUUGACUGUAAAAGACAGGUGGUCCACAGGCUCAGUCGCUCGGACGUCAGCCUCCUCCGUUUAUGGGCUGCCAGCUUUUUCUGAUCUUUCCCGCUUUGCCUGGUGCUAUUAA
Polypterus senegalus (gray bichir) is the source of this 1332-nucleotide messenger RNA. Its product is annotated as leukocyte immunoglobulin-like receptor subfamily B member 3. NCBI's taxonomy places the organism in Eukaryota, Metazoa, Chordata, Cladistia, Polypteriformes, Polypteridae. Gene Ontology annotation, biological process: cell surface receptor signaling pathway. The coding region runs from base 49 to 1332 and encodes 427 amino acids. Gene Ontology annotation, molecular function: transmembrane signaling receptor activity. The record is from RefSeq and is a predicted model, not a curated record. The transcript has 8 exons.